AUUGUUAUUAAUAUAAAUACUGUAUUUAUCUAAAGUUCCGUGAUAAUAGUUUAAUUAUUAAUAAUAAACAAUUGUUCAGACGGUAUUGAACUAUGUAUAUUGUGACACGAACAAAAUGUUAGUCGAGAAUUUCGUAAUAAUAUCUAUUUUAUACGUGCUCUUUUUAAUAUGGCCCCAAUAUAUUAGUGCUUCACCAAUUGCAGAGGACUGGACCACAAGAUUAAUCUGCAGAAAUGGAGAAUUCCGAUGUAAUAACGGUGAAUGCGUAGAAGAUGUGAGCCGGUGCAACGGUACUACCGAGUGCAGUGAUGGAAGUGACGAGACCUCUGUCUUAUGCAGACAUCGCAAACCUCGUUCUACUACCUGUGAGCUUCCACCGCAACCAGAACACGGGUCUUACACGAAAUUAGAAGUUGAUAACGUACCAUCUUAUGUAGACGACUAUGUAGUACUGAAUUACACUUGUAAUCAACCGUUCAGGUUGAUUGGGAAGCCUUUUGUUAUAUGUAAUAAUGGAAAUUGGAAUCAUGAGUUGCCAACUUGUCAAGCUUUAUGUAAACUGGCAAAGAAUCUUCGAACAGAGUACAGAUGCCUGCUUUCUGGCAAGCAAACAGGCUACAAGAUAUGUGACUUCAUGGUCCCUGAAGGAACCAGAGUGCAGCCAGUUUGCAAGAAUUAUCAUUAUAACCCUGAUGGGGAUCUGCCUAUUAUGAUGUGUAAAGAUGGCAAGUGGAAUUAUACAGCUACGUGUGUUAUUGAUUGUGGCAAACCAGUAUCAAAAGGCAUACCAUUAAUGGCUGGAGGUGACCCCGCAAAGAGAGGGGAGCUGCCCUGGCACGCAGGAAUAUACUCCAAGAAGGCCACACCUUACGAACAGAUCUGUGGAGGUUCCAUAAUCAGCUCCAAGGUGGUUGUCUCUGCUGCCCACUGUUUCUGGGAAUCUGGGCAUCGUAUGCUGCCGUGCAAGUAUGCUGUGGCUGCUGGGAAGGUGUACCGUGACUGGGAUGACCCUAAAGAUGAUUAUGUACAACGACAAGAUGUCAUAGACAUAAAGAUCCCGCCUCGUUUCCGAGGAGUUGAGACCAACUUCCAAGAUGAUCUGGCCCUGGUGGUCUUACAAAAAGGACUGCAAUUCGUCAUGUACAUCCGACCAGUGUGUCUGGACUUCGAUUAUAAGUUUGAUGAAGAACAAUUGAAGGCCGGGAGUUUGGGAAAGGUGGCUGGUUGGGGCUACACGUCAGCUGCUGGUCAGCCGUCUCCCUUCUUGAAAGUGGCUGAACUGCCGAUUGUCAGCUUAAACAGAUGCUUCAACGAAACUCCUCAUGACUUCACCUCUUUCAUCACCACAGAUAAAAUCUGUGCUGGUUAUACUAAUGGCACAGCGGUAUGCAAAGGCGACAGCGGCGGCGGCCUGGCAUUCCCAGAAAUGACAGGUCACGUCACUCGAUACUACCUCCGUGGUCUCGUCUCUACGGCACCUUCAGACGAUCUAAAUUGUAACACGCAGACUAUAACAGCAUUUACACAUCUGUUGAGGCACCAGAGUUUCAUACAGAGCCAUUUUAUUGAAUACCAAAAGUUGAAGUUUCUGCAUUUCGAUUCUAGGAUGGUGACCCAGUAUAAUUAUACUGCUACUGAAUGCCCGAAUUAAAAAAGUAAAGAUAAACUAAUAAAUAUCGCGUCAUCUUCACACGGUUGGUAAGCCUCAUGGUAAGCUAUUUAUCAGCUUAUGUUUUGGGUGCUAACACAACUGGGGCCCGAUUCUCCUAAGUUAAUUAUCUCAAAAUCGAAUAGAAAUCGAAUCGCAAUAUGAUCGCAAUAGCAGUUUUAACCAUAUCGGGCAUUCUGCUACUAAUAAAAGACCAAUCGUAUUCGAUUGACAUUUGAUUGGUGUGCGAUUGGUCUGCUAUUUUGGUAAUUUUGGUCUAUACGGUAGUUUUCUGUACAAUCAUUUUGCAAUCGUAAAUCAUUUGCAGACAAAGUGAUUCAUUAUUGAAUGACAGAAAAGGAUAAAAACGUUUAUUUCAAAGAAAAAAUAGCGGAAUGCCACAUACGCUUCAAUCGUAAUCGAGUCGGGAUUGGAUCUCAGUCGAAUCGAGUCGAACGUCAAUCGAAUGUUGCUUAAGUAAAAUUAGGAGAAUCGGGCCCCUGA
Messenger RNA from Helicoverpa armigera (cotton bollworm), 2152 nucleotides. Its product is annotated as modular serine protease. The coding region runs from base 116 to 1651 and encodes 511 amino acids. The transcript is spliced from 10 exons. Lineage: Eukaryota; Metazoa; Arthropoda; Insecta; Lepidoptera; Noctuidae. Gene Ontology annotation, biological process: proteolysis. Gene Ontology annotation, molecular function: protein binding; serine-type endopeptidase activity. The record is from RefSeq and is a predicted model, not a curated record.